ACCCGUCAGCAUCAGGCCAUCAAGACCACCAGGCUUGUCAUCUUCAUCUGCUCAAGCACAGUACCACGCUCUCCCUCCACCAGCCUGCACCUUGAUUCCAGCGCAAACGCCCUCACAAGGCAUUCCCUCGCUGUGGAUUUCGCCUGAACACGGGCGCGCGGGAAGGGACACCACAAGCGACAGGGAGACCAUCAAUACACCCAUUCGUUGCUCCCUGGACAAUACUGGCUGCGUGACGAGCAGUGAGCCCUUCUCAUCCGUGGCCAGAGGUAGAGCCUCCUUCAGUCUUGUGGCAUUGACAACUGUGUGAGAGGCGCCUGAGAGCACGCAGCUUUGUGGACUUGCACAUCGGUACCAACAACGAAAGAGCAGCAGGCGCAUGGCCAGGAGAGCGCAGGAGAAGACACAGCGUCUGUUUCUGGACAAGACAGACGCAGAGAGGCACAAGCAGAGCGCAUUAGGUACCGACAAGCGAUCACUAUCUACACGAGCUGCUCUCCCAAACACUUCGCCCGCCCACACGCAUACACCGACCCCUGAAGCGACGACUUCACAAAGAGACAAGCAGACAUCCUCCCGGCUUGCCAUAUCUUCAAGUGAGCAGAAGCGAUCAGAUAUUCAGCAUCUUGACCCGCAUCCAGCGCAAUUGCGAAGCAGUGAGGCCAUUUACACACAAACACUCUCAGCCAAGUCAGCAGUGGACAGACUCGACGGGCGCGGCGAAUACACGACCUCUCCAGAGGCUGGACGUGUCUCUCCGUCUGCUGCUCAACACAUCGUCGUACGUAUACCACAGAUCCACGGCACUUCAACCAAAACUCAGGCGCAUACAUCCACUACGAGCGCCACUCCCCCGAGCAACGACUUCUACGCCAACGUCAACGGCAAUCACAGUGCCAGGCAACUCCAGGAACUUCACGGCGUUUCAUCUCUAGAGGGCCAGUCGCACGAGGAAUCAUCUAUGCCAGUUGGGUCACAGUCAAAGAUCACUGCGGGCGUGUCGCCUUUGCGCUCAUCCACCUCACGCAAAGGUCACGGGCACGUACGUUCCAGCUCAGAAAGCCGUGUGCCGCAUCGUGCUUCCUUUCAGGAUCUCCUCGCUACAUCAUUUUCAACCCAGCCAGCUCACCACUCACCUCCGCAAGAAGCAGCGGUGCCGGUAGUCUCGAAGCCUGUCAGUCAUGAACGCAGCAACAUUGAUCUGAGACGAUCAAAGGGCGUAAGGCUCGGUGCCUGUCCCUUUGAGACUACACUGGCACAAGCAACACGUCGGAUACCCUAUGGCAUGGCUGACAAGCCUCUGAUACUUUCAGACAAGCUGGCCAUGUCGUACACGCUCACUGCGGACGAAGAUGCUCGAUUGAGUCAAGAAUUGAUUGCCCUAUAUGAGACUUUGCUUCCAUCUGACGAGGGCAUCAGAAGCAAGCAGGCCUUCAUCCACAAAUUGGAGCGCCUCCUGAAGAGCGAAUGGCCAGGCAAGGAUUUCACCGUUCACGCUUUUGGAUCAACUGAAAAUCUGCUUGGCACUGAUACGUCUGACUUGGAUGUAUGCAUCGUCACAUCCUGGAAGGGCUUCGCUACCCAGACAUGCCAUCUGUCAAGCUUCAUGCACCGCUCUGGCAUGCAGAGCGUUGUCUGUCGAGCUGGCGCAAAAGUGCCUGUCGUGGCAAUCUAUGACCCUGAACUAAAAGUGGCAUGUGAUAUGAACAUCAACAACAAGUUGGCACUGCGCAACUCAAAGCUCGUGCGGACCUACAUGGAGAUUGAUGUUCGUGCUCGUCAACUUGCUUACUUUGUCAAACACUGGGCCAAGUGCCGUGCUCUCAACGACGCAGUCUGCAAUACCCUCACUUCUUACUCCUGGGCGCUACUUGUAAUCAAUUUUCUACAGGUGCGUCAGCCUCCCGUACUUCCAUGCCUACACAGCUGGCCGCAUGAUACGAUACCACCAUUGCAAGGCAUCGAUGUGUCCUUUGCUGAUGAUGUCCAAAAGUUCGGGCUCAGCGGCUUUGGUCGCCACAAUCAUGAAUCAAUAGGCGCUCUUGUCUUCGGCUUCUUUCACUACUACACAUAUUUAUUCAACUACCCCGUCGCAGUGGCGUCUGUGCGAAGUGGAGGCGUCGUUGAGCGGGCUUCAAAGGGGUUUGCACCGGACCAGCUGUUCGGCAUCGAAGAGCCUUUCACAACAUCAAGAAACCUGGGUAAUACGGCAGACAUGGAUUCGCAUCGUGGCAUACAUCUUGAGCUUGCUCGAAUACAUGAGUUCCUCGCCAAUGGUCGCACCUUUGAAGACGCUUGCGAGCCGUACGUCUUUAGAGGUCCCAAGUCAAAGCGCUAUCAAAUUCAUCCUCAAGCAAAGUCAGGAAACCGCAGACAGGCGCACAUGCUACAGCAACCCCGAUCACAUGGUCACAUUGGUAGGUCUGGCUUCUACCAGCCUGGCGCCGGUCAAGUCAACUACCAAACAGCCGAUCCAAUGACAGACUUUGGCUCCUUCAGACAUCACAACCCCGAGUACCACGCGGGAAACGGUGUGCCCAUCGAGCACUUGCAGUUCUUGCAGUCUGCCUUCCCACUGAGUGUACAGUACUACCAGCAAUUCGCUCACUUACUCAACAGCAUGCCUCAAGAGGAGCAUCGCUCGUACUCUGAGAGAAGGAGAAGUCAAGAAGUAUGGAGACGUCGGCAGCCUCUACAAAACCUCAGCGAGCGACAGCAUCAGCGCCAAUCGAAUCAGCAAAGGCAAUCCUUCCACCAGUCAGCAUAUCAACGGCAAGACUUGUCUGCCCAGGGACUCCAAAAUCAUUCGGGCGCCCUCCCUCAUCCGCCGCAACCUUUGCUCUACUCGCUCGACAGUGGCAAUAGUCAACGCACGCCGAACCCCGCACAGUCACUUAAUGGGUACCUUGACCAUGUCACACAGUUCCAGCGAACAGUGAGUCUUGCCUACUGCGAUGCACUCGUCCAAAAUCUUGAGCCGGCGCUGGCGCCUCAUCAGGCAGCUGGGCAUGUCUCUGCAAGGCAUGGGUCGGAAUGCUCCGAUACGACCACAGCGAGUAUGACUCGUGCGACCUCGUCUCGAAGCUCGCCGUCCAGUUCAGGGCAGCACUCCCCGACCAUCUCGGCGUCAAUGCCGUACAUGGACACAGCGCAAUCCGGCGAGCGACUGCACAUGUCAAGUUUCGAGAUGCCUGUCAGCUUACAUGACGUGCAAGGCCUGCGAUCGGCAUCCCUCGCAACAAGUUCGAGCUUCGAUUAUGCGUCUGCCGUGCAGCACAAGAAUACAACAACCCCUCCGAAACGUCGAAGCAGUCAUCCACAAAUUGCCGCGCUCACCCCUGCGUCGUUCCACUCGUUCUCGAGCAAGCCUAGUUAUGCGCGCGUCGCGUCUAAGCCAUCGUCACCUGACGCACAAGAACGCACCACACCGCUCGUCAACUCGGUUCGAGCCACAGUGCAGUGAGCUGCAUUCAGAUGGCAUUCCGUCUAUCGUGUCCGCGGCUCCUUGGCAAAAGUCUAUAAUGCACCGACGCUGGUUGUAUUCUAACGGCACUUGAAGAUCAUGGCACACACAACACCAUGAUUUCAAUCAUAAAACGACAAAAAAAAAAUGAAUGUACGACAAAUGCGAAAAUAUGACACAAGCAUUGCACAAAGUUCCUUCUCG
Messenger RNA from Protomyces lactucae-debilis, 3667 nucleotides. RefSeq lists its product as uncharacterized. The transcript is spliced from 5 exons. Gene Ontology annotation, biological process: RNA 3'-end processing. The record is from RefSeq and is a predicted model, not a curated record. NCBI's taxonomy places the organism in Eukaryota, Fungi, Ascomycota, Taphrinomycetes, Taphrinales, Protomycetaceae. Gene Ontology annotation, molecular function: nucleotidyltransferase activity. Bases 380 to 3463 code for a protein of 1027 amino acids.